GAGAGCAGUACUUAGAUACCGAAGAGGGAGGAGGAAGAGGAAGGCCCAGUCAUGAGUCCAGGAGUCGUAGGACUAGCAGAGGAGCUAGUAGAGCCUGGAGAAAGGAGAGCACAGGGGGAAGGGCGCAGAAGCUGGGGAGCAAUCUGGUUUGGUUUUGAAGUUCUGUAACGUCUGUAACGUCUGAAAAGCAGGGCCCGCCAUACAUUCCAUUCUCAGAGGGCAUUGCUGCGUCUCGAAAUAGACUUGGAGGGCGGCCUAAAUGGCGCUUGCCGGAGCUAUCAAAGUAGCCACUAGCGGGAGGGCCGCUUUUGCGGCUUCUCAGGAUAGCGCACUUUCAAAGAAGUGGGAGCAAUGCCAACAACACCGUGCGGUUUACAUGGGGGCAAAGCCCUCAACAGCAAACCUUCUGAACAACUCAAUCAUUGGCGAAAAGUCGGCUCUUUCAGCGGGUAGACCUGUGGGGCCAGUCCAUCGCACUCGGAGGGAUGUUUGCAGAGCUGUCGCUGCGCAAGAUGUAAAGAGCGCGGAGAGUGAAACGGCCACUGGCGACAAGGUCAAAUACUCCUUCGUUGUGGCCAACGCCAAGUUCAUGCUGUGGGAGGAGGAGCACUUCGUGGAGCUGAUGAAGGAGCGGCUUCGCUACUACGAGGAGCAGAACCGGGAGCUCGACUUCUGGAUUGUCUACGAGCCCGAGUUCCUCCAGAACUUCCCCGACAUCACAAAGCGCCUCGGGCGCCCGGCCGUCGCGCUCGUCUCGAGGGACGCCACCUGGAUCACGUUCAUGAAGCUGCGACUCGACCGCGUGUUGAAGGGGGAGUUCGAAGCGUCUGCAAACGCUGCGGAAGCCUUGAAAGGAGAGACGCCAAAGGCCGACUUCAAGCGACCAGAGCCCUGGACCGCCCCGUACUCAAAGUACGAGGACAAGUGGUGGGAGCCGUUCCUGCCCAAGUAGAGCGCACGGGGGCUUUCCAUAAUUGACUGAGGUUCAGCUAACCCCAAAUGCUUUGCUGGGGGACGUUUUGCACGGAGGCUGGUCGAUGACGAGACAAUGAGCGGUCACACAGUCUGUAGUGAGUAAAGGAAGUUGUCAGGAUGUUCGGUUGUCCCCGCAGUAAGAACGAACGUAGAGACAGGUUCAGCUCACCGGCCAACCACUGUGAAGGCAGGCAUGCCAGCCUGCUGCAUAAGUUGUUGAGACUCGUCCGGCCUUAAUUUUGCAAUCACGAUGAGCGCUUGUCGUUUUUCGGCUUCAUUGACUCGGGUCGUUUAGCUUUAGACAUCCAUGCCUAAGGGCGCUGACCCGCGUCAUUGCUAGCCAUCCGGGCGCCGCCUGGGUGGCAUAGGCUCUCUAGAGACGCCCGUUCCGGACUCAGAGGUCAGGGCCCGCAGUAUCUUAUAUAUUGCAGGCUAGGCGGCCUGCCAGGAAUGCCCCUUUCUCCUGGACAGAGCUCCACGGCGUCGGUCAUGCUGGCCUAACCUCAAUACGAAUGGCAG
Molecule: messenger RNA, 1494 nt
Organism: Klebsormidium nitens
Lineage: Eukaryota; Viridiplantae; Streptophyta; Klebsormidiophyceae; Klebsormidiales; Klebsormidiaceae
Source: the annotation of a GenBank genome assembly